UCGAAUCACGUGACUCGCUGUUGCGAGUUACUAACACAAAAUGGAGUUGUCCGAGUCUGUGCAGAAAGGUCUGCAAUACCUUGCAGAUGCGGUGCAUUUUGACCUGAAAACCUUUACUGCAUUUACUGAAGUGACUUUCGGGAGCCUGAUCUCUUCCCAGUCUGAAUGUGUUCUGGAUCACCCACAAUUGAAACACAUUGAUCAAAGUAUACUGAAGCAUUCCCAUGUUGCCACCUCAACUUUCAUACUUGAAGGAGUGAAGCAAAAUGCUGACAAAUCUACAAUAAGCUCGUGCCUAGAGGAUGUGUCAUUUGACGCUGAGAGGAUAGACGUGUUUUACAGUUCAUACCAGAACCAUAAACGGAGUCUGGAAUACCUGUUGGAAAGUAUUGGUGGAAGUCCACCCCACAUAACAGAUGUCUUGUGGCGACUAGACUAUUGUAUGAAGAAUAGUCAUGUUCACAAGGUCAACCAGCCAUCCUAUUUGAUCUCUUUUCAUGUGGAGAAUGAUGACAGUGGAGCAGCCUGGAAAGAAGUGAAUUUUAAUUGUACAAUGGAACAACUUCAGGAUUUGGUGGGGAAGAUGAAGGACGCUGCAAAAAGUUUGGAAAAAGCUACACAGUCAUGAGGUCUAUAUGUUGUCUUGGAAAGGUUUUCUAUUCCUACUUUCACAUCAGCGGAGACGGACAAGCCCUGUAUUGACAUGUUCUUGGUUAAUUUAUAUCCAACCAUUGAGUAAUAGCCUAGCCUGUUUUUUUAACCAUCCAUUGCAUAUUUUGCUAUUAAAUCUUUUCUUGGACUUCCA
Messenger RNA from Clupea harengus (Atlantic herring), 805 nucleotides. It is a transcript of the gene commd3, whose product is annotated as COMM domain containing 3. NCBI's taxonomy places the organism in Eukaryota, Metazoa, Chordata, Actinopteri, Clupeiformes, Clupeidae. The record is from RefSeq and is a predicted model, not a curated record. Gene Ontology annotation, biological process: sodium ion transport.